Molecule: messenger RNA, 1497 nt
Organism: Anolis sagrei ordinatus
Lineage: Eukaryota; Metazoa; Chordata; Lepidosauria; Squamata; Anolidae
Gene: ID3
Product: inhibitor of DNA binding 3
Biological process (GO): cell differentiation; negative regulation of transcription by RNA polymerase II; circadian regulation of gene expression
Cellular component (GO): nucleus; cytoplasm
Molecular function (GO): protein dimerization activity; transcription regulator activity
Source: RefSeq, a predicted model, not a curated record
AGGAGGCGGCGUGACAGUUAAGACGGAAAGGCAGCGUUGUUUUCAUACCGUUUGGCUUCUCAGCUGCCUUGCCUUCCCUGAAAUCGCCUAUUCUGAUACACAACUGGGUGCCAUCCUCUGUCUGCAUUUUCCUUCCCUGAAAGAGAGAGAAAAGAAGGGAGCGGGAGGGACCAUGAAAGCCAUCAGCCCGGUGCGUUCGGUGCGGAGCUGCUUGGAGGCGGUGUGCUGCCUGUCGGAGCAGAGCCUGGGCAUCGCGCGCGGGAGCGGCCUGGCCCUGGGUAAGGCUUGCCCCUCGGCCGAGGAGCCGGCCAGCCUGCUGGACGACAUGAACGGCUGCUACUCCAAGCUGCGCGAGCUGGUCCCGGGCAUCCCGCAGGGCAGCCAGCUCAGCCAAGUCGAGAUCCUUCAGCACGUCAUCGACUACAUCUUCGACCUCCAGAUCGUGCUCCAGGAGCAGGCCCAGGAGAAAAAGAGCAGGAGCAGGAAGGACACGGCCGGCCAGCCCGCAGCCCUCCAAGCUGCAGGUGUGGGAUCCUGGCACUUGGUUCUCUCCAGCAAGAGAGAGAAAGAAAGAGAAGAUAGAAGGGAGGGGAAAAGAAGAGACCUUGGCUGGAGAAUGGAUCCGAUGAUGUUUUAACCCUCCUGCGCCCAAUCCUAGAGGAGCCUCUUCUUCUGCCUUUAUCCUCCAGAUAAACUUGUCUGCGGAACAUAGACAUCCAAGGCCAUUUCAGAUGCCUUGAUACUCAGUUUUCUAAUACCCCCUCUUUUUAAAAUCAGCAAUAACUGAUAAGUUAUCACUGAUAAGGGUUAUGGGCCCAGCACGCUUCCGCUGUGCAACUAUGCUAAAUGGCUCCUCUGGUUCCCCCCCCCCCCCCAUCUGUAUAAAAAACAACAACAAAAACUGCUGGGUAAAGCAAUAAUAAUAAUAAAAAUAGAACCAUCUCUCCUCUUUCCACGAUUCAAAUUAAUCAUCAGAUCAUUGCAUUAACACAGGAAGAAACUUGGCAUCCCCAGCAGGAUGUUUUUUUUAAAAAAAAUAAUGGGUGGAAGAAGCGGUAUCGGAGUCCUCUGCUUUUAUGCUGAAUGCGCCCGGUUUUCUGGUUGGACAUCUCCACGAACUGUGGAUUGCGUGCUUCCACUGUGGCAACCUUCCCUGAAAGAGGUGGACCAAUUUGGAAAGUCAAGGAAAGAAAGGGCAGGGCCAAAACUCCUGCAGAUAGUAAACUUUUGUGUAUAUUUUGGAUUAUAGUUUUUUAACAUUGGUUUUUGGGAAGGAAGGAAGGGGCGUCGAAGAAUACCAACAGAACUCUCCUGGGGCUCUUUCUUGGCCUCGCGGUGUUUUUUUCCCCCUUAGUUGUUGAACUCUAUAAUAGAGAUAACAAGCGUACCUUUUUAUUUUGCAGGAAGGUGAAUUUCUGCAUCCCUAUGUUGUACUUACUUUGUUAAAAAAACUUUUUAUAAAAGUUUGUUACAUAAUAAAUUUUAAACUUGACUUUA